AAAUAUCAACAAUAUCGUCUGUUCACAACGCACGAAUUCUUUAUCAAUAUGAGCGCACCCCAAGAGAAGAAGGCUUGUUUCCCCAAUCCACAAAAUCCAGAACUAUCUAUGCAGAGUGUCGUGGCGGACAAUGCAGACUGGGGUUCUUCCGCUCACCGCUUUCCAUUCUACGUAGAUGGCAAGGCUACUUGGCCAGCAGAAUUAUUAUCUGACACACCAGGCCGCACUACAUCGUAUCAGAGCUUCCAGACCUCCGUUGCUAGCAACAAGGACCGCCCUUAUUUGGGUGAGCGCACCGUGGUGCACAAUGAGGAUGGCAGCACAACCGCUGGUGACUACAAAUUUAUAUCUUUCAAGGAGGCUGAUGAGACUGCUACUCACAUCGGCUCUGCUCUGAAGUCACUGGGCGUUGCCAAGAAUCAACCAGUUGGACUAUACUCCAAGAAUCGAGUAGAAUGGUCAAUGACAGAUCAUGCUCUUUCGUCAUACACGCUACCAUCUGUUGCCAUUUAUGAUACCCUGGGCCCUACAUCUGUCCACUAUGUGAUGGAACAUAGUGAGAUGGUUGCAGCAUUCUUCGAGAAGAUUCGUCUUGAAUCUGUCCUUGAAGCGAUCGGAAAGGGACUUCCAAACCUCAAGCACGUUAUUUGCUUCGAUGAAGUAACAUCUGAAGACAAGGCUAGAUUUUCGGACGCCGGCGUUACGCUAUUUUAUCUAAAGGAACUGGUGGAUAUGGGUGCUAAGAAUGUAGCUGAACAUGAUCCCCCUACUCCAGAGGAUGUAGCGGUACUUAUGUACACCUCCGGUACCACAGGGAACCCUAAAGGAGUGCAAAUUACCCACAGGAACUUGAUGUCGGAUGUUGUAUCAUUGCAACAUCGCCUCCAUAUUGGUAACCAGGAUAUACACUUCUCGUUCCUGCCGUUGGCUCAUAUUUUCGAACGAGUGGUCCAGGCUGUGUGUAUUAGUCAGGGGUGCUGCAUAGGAUAUUACCAAGGAAAACUACCAGAGCUGAUGUUGGAUAUCCAGGCUCUGAGGCCAACAUUCUUCAUUGCUGUGCCGCGUAUCCUGUCACGUAUAUACGAUAAGAUUAGACAGGGGGUAAAGGCUGGCGGUCCCGAGAAGGAGGCAGCUUUCGAGGGUGCGUACAACAUGCGUCUCGCAGCUCUCGCGCGCGGUGAGGACACCCCGGUACUCAAUGAAAAGGUCUUCGAUCGAAUGAGCAUGGCUCUGGGUGGCCGUGUCAAGUGGAUUCUGACUGGUUCAGCACCUCUUGGAGUAGCUGUUCACGAGUUCCUGCGUGUCUGUGUGUGCCCUGUCAUCAUGGUAGGUUAUGGUUUGACUGAGACGACGGCUGGUGCCACACUCACUCACUACAACGACAUGAAGCUCGGCCAUGUAGGGUCCCCGAUGGCUUCGAAUGAGGUCAAGCUGGUCAGCAUCCCUGAAAUGAACUAUCUCACCACUGAUGAACUACCCCGCGGUGAGGUAUGUGUACGAGGAACUAACGUAUUUGGAUCUUACUUGAAGAACCCUGAAAAGACGAAAGAAGAUAUCGAUGAGGAAGGGUGGUUCCACACUGGCGAUGUAGGCCGAUGGAAUGCCGACGGUACUUUAUCGAUCAUUGAUCGCCAGAAGUCCAUCUUCAAGCUUUCUCAGGGUGAGUACCUUGCUGCUGAGAAUCUGGAGGCCAUGUACGGAAAGUGCGAUCACGUUGCGCAGGUGUUUGUAACCGGCGACUCAUUUCACGCGUACCCUGUGGCCGUUGUGGUGCCUGACCAUGAACUGAUUCUUGCUUGGGCUAAGGCGAACAAUGUCCCUGGUGAUGUUGCAAGCAUUGCCAAAUCCGCCGAGUUGAAAGCUUUGCUGACCUCGGAACUCGAGGCGAUGCACAAGGAAAGCAAGCUAAAGGGAUUCGAGAAGCUCAAAGACUUCAUUGUUGAGCCAGAGUUGUUCAGUAUCGACAAUGAGUUGCUCACACCCACUUUCAAACUGAAGCGUGUGAAUGCCACCAAGAAGUACCAAGGCCAGAUCGAACAGUUGUACGAUGAGAUCGAAAACGUCUCCAACCUAAGCAAGACAACUAUUUAGUCCGAAGGUAAUACUUUCCGGUAUCUUCUCAGGGUGGGUUGAAGAAUUGAGCCCAGCUACUCUGAGUGUUGCACAUACCUAUGGUAUUGGGAAGUCCAAUGCGUGAAACAUGUAUAAAAUCAAGUUUAUAAAAUCAAGUUUUCGGUGUUGGAGCAAUCUGAGCACAUACAUGUACAUAAAACUAAAAAAUACACACAUAAGAUAUAUAUAAACAAGAUUGCAAAUGUAAAACAUAUAUGUAUAUAUAUAUAUAUAUAUAUAUAUAAUACACAUUAACAUAUCCUUAGGUGUACGUGCGGUUGUGGCGGUAAUUCAUAUUGGUCAACGUGUGCAGUGAAUAAAACAUUAGUAUAUAGUGUCAGACAGCGGCAGCAGCAACAAGGCCAGUGUUGUGAGAAAAUAAAAUCCCCUGAUUCGUUAUUGACAUUAUUAGCAAGAUACAGACAUACUCAGAACGUGAAUAAUAAAUAUUAGGG
Sphaeroforma arctica JP610 is the source of this 2567-nucleotide messenger RNA. RefSeq lists its product as hypothetical. NCBI's taxonomy places the organism in Eukaryota, Ichthyosporea, Ichthyophonida. Gene Ontology annotation, cellular component: membrane; endoplasmic reticulum. Gene Ontology annotation, biological process: fatty acid metabolic process. The transcript has a single exon. Bases 49 to 2091 code for a protein of 680 amino acids. The record is from RefSeq and is a predicted model, not a curated record. Gene Ontology annotation, molecular function: long-chain fatty acid-CoA ligase activity.